UUUUUCGAUCAUGUAUUCGUAGGCUAAGUAAAUGCAGUGAGUAUACACUUUUGUCUCAGGCGAUGCCGGUUGGCACAAUUGUUUCUAAGAUCAAUCAAAGCUGAUUUGGCCCGGUGGCCACAAGAUCGUAUUCGUACCGCCCCCCAAACAUCAUAAACAAGUCUGCAAAAAAUCAGAACUACCGGAUUUGACGCAAAAGAGCCAGGUUACAAAAUUCGACAAAGUUACUGGAUUAAUACUGGACAUAGCAGAGGAGAAAGAGAAAUAAACAGCUGAGCAACUGAAUAAAACAUAUCCUGGCAAAGUGACGUUUAUCAAGUACAACGUCAGCGAUGCGGACAGCAUCUCUAAAAGUUUCAACCAAGUUGUAGACACUGUGAAACAGCUGAACGUGGUCAUCAACAACGCUGGGAUUAUGAACGAUUCGCCCGCUACCUGGAGAAAAUCCUGUGAUGUUAACUGCAUGGCCAUGGUAUUGUACUUAAUCAAUACAAAUUUCUCAGCCUUUUUGCAACCAAGUACCUUGAAGUUUGUCGAAUUGGUUUCAGAAUGACUUUCAUUUGGAUAACCGAUCGAGUCAGUCGAUAUGUUGCAAGGUAUUUCCACGUCUUUAAUGUUUUCUGGUUUCUGAACAACAUUUUUUUUGUCCCAUCCAAAUAUAAGAUAACUCCAUUCCUUUUUUUUUGGUGCUUCGGGUCAAAUUGAUUCAAAUAGUAAGUCGUAAACUAUACCAAAUAAGGUUGACGCUAUAGUGCUAUACCUUAAAAACAAAUACUGAGGUGACAAUAAUGAAAAUUACCAUGUAAUGUCAGCACUAUUACUUUUUGUUGAUCUGUUUCGUAAUAGUGAUAACCUUCCUGAUAAGAUUAAAACAAAACGAUGCAUAAAAGUUACACCUAAAGCGAGAAUAGAGGCAUUGGACGGUGCACCACACGAAUCAAAAUAUGGCAGGACUAGGGGACAUUACGGGAAAGACUUGUCUGAUCACAGGAGGCGCCUCUGGUUUGGGAGCGUUAUACGCUGAAGCUUUCCUGCGGGAAGGAGCUAAGCAUGUAGCUAUACUGGAUAUAGUAGAGGAGAAAGGGAAAGAAACAGCCGAGCAACUGAAUAAAACAUAUCCUGGCAAAGUGACGUUUAUCAAGUGUGACGUCGGCGAUGAGUACAGCAUCUCAAAAAGCUUCAACCAAGUUGUAGACACUGUGAAACAGUUAGACGUGGUGAUCAACAACGCUGGUAUUUUUAACGACUCUCCUACUAUCUGGAGAAAAUCCUGUGAUGUCAACUGGCAAGGUUUGGUGUCAUUUUCGAUGAGAGCAGUAAAGCACAUGCGAAAAGAUGAAGGCGGGGCAGGCGGGACCAUCGUAAACAUCGCGUCCGUAGCAGCUCUCCGCCCAACAGGAUGCUUUCCUAUUUACUGCGGAUCUAAAGCUGCUGUGCUACAUUUCAGUCAAAGUCUUUCGCAAGCUCCAUUUGAAGAAGAAACCGGUAUACGAGUGUUAACAAUAUGCUUAGGACCAACGGACACGGCUAUCAUGAAAAACCUGGCUGAAAAGAGGUACGACAAAAAAUUUGGCGAUCUCCUUUUGAACCGCAUAACCGAGGAUUCGCUACAAAAAACUGAACCAGCUGUAGCGGCCUUUAACACCAUGUUCAAACACGCGUCCAACGGCUCGGUGUGGCUGUCGGAGGACAAUCAACCAGUCGAAGACAUCACGCCGAAGAUACAAACCUUUUAUAAAUCAUUUGCUAAAUAAAUGUUAUCUUUAAAAUGAAUCGGUGUAAACAA
Molecule: messenger RNA, 1786 nt
Organism: Cydia splendana
Lineage: Eukaryota; Metazoa; Arthropoda; Insecta; Lepidoptera; Tortricidae
Product: 15-hydroxyprostaglandin dehydrogenase [NAD(+)]-like
Exons: 5
Coding region: 945-1754 (269 amino acids)
Cellular component (GO): cytoplasm
Molecular function (GO): oxidoreductase activity, acting on the CH-OH group of donors, NAD or NADP as acceptor
Source: RefSeq, a predicted model, not a curated record